Capronia coronata CBS 617.96 is the source of this 1497-nucleotide messenger RNA. RefSeq lists its product as uncharacterized. The transcript has a single exon. Bases 1 to 1497 code for a protein of 498 amino acids. NCBI's taxonomy places the organism in Eukaryota, Fungi, Ascomycota, Eurotiomycetes, Chaetothyriales, Herpotrichiellaceae. The record is from RefSeq and is a predicted model, not a curated record.
AUGGCGGUCGUCUCAGACUUUCAGAGAUAUAGGGCUAAGAGCAGAUUGUCACACCGGUUGGUUUCCCGGCAGCAGCCGCUCAAAGGCAGGCGAGACAACGGCGGCACUGGAGGGGUCAGUGGCACUGCUGUGGCGGUUGCAGUGAGUAUUUUACAAGUCGUCCAUGAACAGGUUUCUAAGGUCAUGCAGUGCGUUGCUGUCAUCGUCGUUCUCGUCACCUUGUCCAUCCUCUUCUACUCAUUUCUACGACGCUGGAGAAUCCAGGGAAAGAGUCCUCGCUACAUCCCUACACAGUUUCUGAAGAAGAAGUGGCGCACUUGGAGUCCGGGCGGGAAGUACUCUGCAAUUCGGAACCGAGAUCUGUCGUCCGCGAAUACGGCAUACAAUGGUAACGACAUCGGAGCCGCCGCACCCGCAGCAGGAGUGGACCGCAAUACCAGCGUUAGAAGCGUUAUAACUCUACCUGCUUAUUCCCGAACUCCAAAAGAUACGGAGCAGGUCUUGGGCCGAGAAGGUGAACGGGAGGGAAUGGAUACAGUGGUCGAGUUCCCCGAAACCCAGGACGAAGAGGAAACACGGCGCGAAGACCUGAUGGAGUCUCUGUACCAAAUCCGUGUAGCUCGGCGCCGCGAAGUGGCUGAGCGAGAAGAGCGCCGGCGCGAGAGAAGGGAAGCACGCGAACGAGGAGAUAGCGCACGACUAGAAGAAUUGAGGCGACAAUCACGGUUACGGGCCAACCAGAGUUCCACUUCUGUCAACGGUGGAGCGACCGUUUCUGCUGCGACACUGCUUGCCGAACACCAAUCCCGCGGGCGAGAAAGAAAAGUGACGAGUGUCGCAUAUGGUUUGCUGGGCGAGGUUCGACAUGAUGGGACUCGGCUCCGCGCGAACAGCAAUGAAUCGGAGCGAGGUGGCUUGCUGAGCGGCGCCGCACCCAUGGGCGAGGUAGAGGGACGCCCUCGACAACUCUCCGACGCGACCUUGACAUCCACAAUCUCCCGACCCCGUACUCGCGAUCAAUCCAUCAGCGGAAAUAGUCUAUCGACCUUUGGUUCGGACGCGGAGCAUCAAGCGCGCCCGGGUUCACCCCGCGCCCGCAGCUCCCACAGCGAUGGUCCCCAUAGCGGGACUACAAACUCAUCUCCCACGGCGAACAGGUUCACGCCGGAUGAAAGCACUGAGUCAGAUGAUAUCGGUGAUUCGCGGAUUCUGCAGAGCGAUAUGGAGGGAGUGAACCGCCCUCCGGACUACGAGGUUCAUGAAUGGGGCGACGCUCCUGCGUAUGAGCUUGCUGUGGCCCGACGAGCAGCAAGCAACGCGGCUGCCCGUGCUGCUGCUACGUCAAGUAGUGCUCCAGGGAACCCUGUGUCACAAUUACCUCAACUCAUCCUCCCGAGCAUCAGUGUUUCCGGCGCAUCGGAACCGAACACCCCAGUUACGCAGGAAACUGAAGACGAUACCAUAUCGGAAGAUCAACACCACCAGGCCAGCCAAUGA